AGACGAGAACUAUCAGAGUCCGUGCAACCGACAGCAACACAUCUUCCAACAACAUCUCUCUCUUCAUCUAUCUUUUGGUCAUAAUAUACAUCAUAUAUUCACUCCCUUGUGAAUUCACUCCUGCUAUAGCUUCCAAGACUGACGAGAGUUCAGCACGGGGCACGAGGGGGACAAGGCGUCGGUGGCGAUGGCCUCGUGGUUCAGUUGGAGCAGCGAGCCGGACUACCGGAGUCCGCGGCGGGACCCUUCUGACGUGGUCACGGACACCCUGAUGCUGGAGCUCAACUGGCAGCUGAAGGAGGCCGAGAGGAUGCAGCGUGAGAGGGACAGCGAGUACCGGCGCCUCCAGACUGGCGUGGARUACAGCUGGCUGGUCAACACGCCACGCAACACCUACGACGUGUUACCUGGUGAGAAGCUGGGCCUGGAGGACCUGUGCUCCAAGGUGCAUCCAUCCUACUGCGGAGCUGUCAUACUGAGGUUCCGCCAGGUGGUGACUGAGAACGAGCCGGAGGUGCAGGAGGUGUCUGRCCUUUUCCGCACAGUCGUCCUCGAGGCCUUGGACCGCAUGAGGGAGGAGCAGGAGGCGCAGCGGCUCUCGCGCCAGUGGAACAACAAACGGGCCAUGAGCAUGUCUCUCAUGAACUUCAAGUCACGCGUCAAGAUCAACCCCUUUGGCAGCACCUUGGGUCUGACCUCGACUGGAGGGGGAGGGGAGGGUGUGUGCGAGCUGAAGACGGUGUCAGAAGAUGUGGAGAAGGCGCUGGAGGAAAGGGCUGACAGGUCCCAGAGGGUGUGGAGCAUGCCCAACUUCAGACAUAAAGGGCUGUACACUACCAAGGCCGUCUGAGCUGGGGAUCCACAGGACAGUGUUGUGGUUCAGUGGAGGAUAGAGCGACGCUAGUGAGAUGUAGCCUAUAAUAAAACCCUGGAACCUGCCCAGUCUGCUUUGAACAAGAAUGGGGAGAAAUAGGAGACAUGUUUCUCCCAUCCUCUCCUUCGGCAGUGUGGGGUCAUCCACUAUUGAAAGCUUUUGACUUAUGAAUUCAAUAUGGGGAGCUAUGCUAAGGAUAUUUUACAAUGUUUUGAGAUUUUCAGACACAUUCUUUGCUGUACCUUUAUUGUAAAUUAGAUCGUUUCUAAGAAAAUUGGGUUGCAGCCCAGUCUGCUUUGAACAAGAAUGGGGAGAAAUAGGAGACAUGUUUCUCCCAUCCUCUCCUUCGGCAGUGUGGGGUCAUCCACUAUUGAAAGCUUUUGACUUAUGAAUUCAAUAUGGGGAGCUAUGCUAAGGAUAUUUUACAAUGUUUUGAGAUUUUCAGACACAUUCUUUGCUGUACCUUUAUUGUAAAUUAGAUCGUUUCUAAGAAAAUUGGGUUGCAUGCACUUCCUUUUACUGUGCUUUUUUUCUUUAUAACAACAUAAUACUCCGGAGCUACAUGUAUUUAAAUUGUAGUUAACCAAUGAGACUUACACAUGAAACAA
Salvelinus sp. IW2-2015 is the source of this 1482-nucleotide messenger RNA. RefSeq names its product retinal degeneration 3, GUCY2D regulator (gene rd3). Lineage: Eukaryota; Metazoa; Chordata; Actinopteri; Salmoniformes; Salmonidae. The record is from RefSeq and is a predicted model, not a curated record.